CAGCAGCAGCAGCAGUGGUCCGGAGGCGGAGGCGGGGUUCCGGGUGCCGCAUCACUGGUUCACGCCCUUUCGGAACGUCAACGCGCUGUUGAAGGUUGCUUUGCCCGGGAUCCGGAAUAAUAGGAUAGGUCACUUGUAUAAACCGGAGCGGCGAACCUCGGAGCAGCAGAAGGAGACGUUGGGGCCAGCAAGGCCGGGGAUGUUUGAUUUCCUCCUGGAAGACCUCGACGAAGACAAGACGGAGCCAGAGACGGUGGAAGCGUAUCGAAUCGCCGUCGAUAGUCUCGAUAAGAUCGAGAGAUCGGCUUUGCAGCGUGAUCUGCUGCGGUUUCCCGCGCAUGUGCCGCCGAGACUCGUAGAGUUGCUGGAGGCGCAGGAUCCGAGGACGCUGGCUAUCGUGGGGUACUUUUUCAUGCUAUUGAGGAGGGCGACGCAUCUCUGGUGGGCUCAGGGGGCGGCUGAGAAGGAGUUUGAUGGGGUGAUGAGUUUCUUGCCGAGGGAGUGGUGGGCGAAGAUGGCGUGGGCUAUUAAGGAGUUUGACUGGACUGAGAGUUGAUGAGUUAGCAUAGGACUCUUGUUCUUUGUAGCGAUUGUAUGUUUAGGUUGAUGGGGUGGACGUGGGAUCGUUUUUGCUUUCUACAUGGCGCUAAGGUGGUUAACCUUUCUACUCGGAUCCAUACUCGGGAUCGUCACAGGGUUGAUGCCAAUCUUGGCUAGACUCAUAAGCAGAAAGUUGUGGUGAAGGAUUUGGAUUACGGGGACAGUAAGCGAUCUAUCUCUCGUGCGUGGAAUCUAGCAACCCUUCCAUCUACAUAGCUCUGCCCCCUCUGGAGAACCUCACCACCAUACAGCAACUGACGAUGCCAAGUAGCUUCUCUCACCAGAAACACCA
This is a messenger RNA of Colletotrichum phormii, 892 nucleotides long. RefSeq lists its product as uncharacterized. Gene Ontology annotation, molecular function: DNA-binding transcription factor activity, RNA polymerase II-specific. Lineage: Eukaryota; Fungi; Ascomycota; Sordariomycetes; Glomerellales; Glomerellaceae. Gene Ontology annotation, biological process: regulation of transcription by RNA polymerase II. The coding region runs from base 200 to 556 and encodes 118 amino acids. The transcript is spliced from 2 exons. The record is from RefSeq and is a predicted model, not a curated record.